This is a messenger RNA of Exophiala spinifera, 996 nucleotides long. RefSeq lists its product as uncharacterized. Lineage: Eukaryota; Fungi; Ascomycota; Eurotiomycetes; Chaetothyriales; Herpotrichiellaceae. Bases 1 to 996 code for a protein of 331 amino acids. The record is from RefSeq and is a predicted model, not a curated record. Gene Ontology annotation, molecular function: dioxygenase activity. The transcript is spliced from 2 exons.
AUGGCCAUCAAACCGGCCGAACUUGCCAUCCCCAUUAUCGAUCUCGAGCCUGUGCGCUCAGGAAAUCCCGAGCAGGUCCUGGAGACAGGCAAGAAGGUCUACGAAGCUUUUCGAGAUGUGGGCUUCGCAUACAUCAAGAACCACGGCCUUCCACAAGCAAUUCUCGACCAAGCAUUUGAAUGGAGUUCAAAAUUCUUCUCGCUCCCUCAGGCGGACAAAGACAAGGCGCCUCACCCGCCUUACGGCUGGUGGCACCGGGGCUACUCCGGCAUAGGACGUGAGAAAGUCGUCCAGAUGGUGUUCGAUCAAGACUCGAUCGCCGACCUACGGAAACGCCCUGACUUCAAGGAGUCGUUUGAACUCGGCCGCGAGGACGACGAGCACACCCCCAACAUCUGGCUCCCCGAGGAGGUCCUGCCCGGCUUCCGCAAGUUCAUGACCGAGUUCUUCGAGACAUGCUACAAGGUCGAACUCGACCUUCUUCGCGCGAUUGCACUGGGGAUGGACCUCCCCGAGGAUUUCUUCCGCGGGUACCACACCAAAAAGGACAACCAGAUCCGACUGCUCCACUACCCUCCCGUGGAGGCCGAGCUGCUCCGCGACGGCAAGAUGGAGCGCAUCGCCGCGCAUUCGGACUUUGGGACCAUGACGCUCUUGUUCCAGGACGAAGUCGGAGGGCUCGAGGUCGAGGACAUGCACGAGAAGGGCAAAUUCAACCCGGCGCCGUACGUCCCCGGCACUAUCGUGGUCAACAUUGGUGAUUUCCUGCAGCGCUGGAGCAACGACACGCUCAAGUCGACGCUGCACCGUGUGAGGGCGCCGCCUAUGGUGGAAGGGAUGACGAAGGCGAGGUACUCGAUCCCGUAUUUCGUCACAGCAGACAGAGACAAGACUGUCGAUUGUUUGCCUGGUUGUUGCGGCGAGGACAGGCCGAAGAAAUACGAACCGAUUAACGCGCGGGAGUACAUUGAGAUGCGGUUGAAUGCUACAUAUUAG